This is a messenger RNA of Tremella mesenterica DSM 1558, 1812 nucleotides long. RefSeq lists its product as uncharacterized. The coding region runs from base 16 to 1779 and encodes 587 amino acids. The transcript has 10 exons. The record is from RefSeq and is a predicted model, not a curated record. Lineage: Eukaryota; Fungi; Basidiomycota; Tremellomycetes; Tremellales; Tremellaceae.
CCAUCGGACUUGGAGAUGUCCUCUUAUGGUCAACCAGGAUCGGCAGAACCAUCAUCAUCCACCCGACCGCUGCUUGAACCUCCCCCUUCACCUUCCCUCUUGCCAGAGACGAAAUGGCGAAGGAAUGGACAUCAUCAUCGAUGGCGACGGUGGAUGACACCCGUUUUAGCACUUUCCACCCCAUUCUUACUCAUAUCAAUCUACGCUAUCGUUCAUCCGCACGUCCCAGGUUUACCCCCAUUACCCCAUAUGUCGUUGAAUGGUCUCAAAGGCCAACUGGACGAGAUCAGUGAUGGGGCGCUUGGAUGUCUUUGCGGGGCGACAUCGGAGGGAGAAAGGUUAUGUGAGGUGUAUGAUAAAGAGGGACUACGAGCUAGUAGGCUGUUUGAGGGAUCUGGAGCGAGGAUGAGGAAAGUGUUGCGGAAAGCCAGAGAUGGAGAACCUAUCAAAGUGGGCAUAUUGGGAGGAUCAGUAUCUGCUUGUCAUGGUGUACAUCCAAGUCCAGAAUAUCCUCAAGGAGAUCCAGAUGGUCCGGGAUGCUAUACCUCGUUAUUGAAUCAGUGGUUCACCGAUACAUUUCCCAAUUCACAUCAUGAGUUUUUGAAUGGGGCCAUCGGUGGAAUGGAUUCGAGCUACUAUGCCUUCUGUGGAACUCACCAUAUCGCCGAUGACACGGAUCUGAUCGUCCUCGAGUUUGACGUCAAUGACCAACCGGAUGAUAUUUAUCAAGCCUUCUUCGACCAACUUCUGCGGGUUCUUUCAGAGUUCACAUCCCAACCAGCUGUGGUGAUACUUGGUGCCUGGGCUCCGCAGGUUGCUCAAGAUGUGGGCUAUGCAGAUCCACAGAUGAUUCAUUUGCCUAUAGCGCAUUAUUACGACAUUCCAUAUAUUUCAAUGAAACGACUGAUGUUCAAUCACUACCUCCGCUUCCCCGCUUCCACCUCACGAGCCUUCUACCAACAAGAUAUCCUUCAUCCCAACGCCCGGGGACACCGAAUCCUCGCCGAUCUUCUGAUUGCUUACUUAGAAUCUGAGCUUUGUCAGCUGAAUCGUUUCGGUAUCCCUCCUCCACGUAUAGAAUUUGAUACCAUCUCCACCACCCUCUUAUCAUCCGAUCUUGUGUCCAUCCCUUUCAACCUAGACUCCCCACAUAUGACAGACCCUACCACUCCUCCACCCGGCUGGGAAUCGACAUUUGAUCUUGAACCACUCCAACGUCUCACUUCUGAAUCUCGACAUUUCGUUUUACCCACAACCCCAUACUCUAUCCCUUUGGUGGGGUUGUUCACACCAUUACGAGACGUGGUGAACCCUCGUCAACCCGAUCCGAGCUCUUCGAGACAUGUGACAGGACUUGUUCAGCCAAGAAUGUUUUGCGCGGACGCCAAUGAUCAUGAUAAUCCUAUGACACCUACGAGCAGCGAGGGUUGGGAGCCAUUUGUGUGGAACGGUGAGAAACACUUUUGGGUCUCUUCGACUAUUGGAGCGAGAAUACGAGUGGACAUCAAGGUGAAUGAGGGAAGGGUGGCGGUAUACUAUUACAGAUCUCAACAUUAUCAUCUGGGUGAUGCUAAAUGCUGGGUGGACGAUAACGAAAAGGGUGCAGUCACGCUGGCUGGGUAUUGGACAAAACAAUACAAUGUGGCAGUAGUGGCAUACAUCGACGAAAAGGUCACUCCUGGAGACCACUACGUGACGUGUGAAGUGUCGAAAACCACAUCUCAUCCUGACGAUCCCGACGCUCACAACUUUCGCAUAGUGGCCGUCAUGGCCACUUAGAGCAAAAAUAUCAUCUCAUGCAUAUAUCAUCUC